This is a messenger RNA of Periophthalmus magnuspinnatus, 6755 nucleotides long. It is a transcript of the gene znf106a, whose product is annotated as zinc finger protein 106a. Lineage: Eukaryota; Metazoa; Chordata; Actinopteri; Gobiiformes; Gobiidae. Gene Ontology annotation, cellular component: membrane; cytosol. Gene Ontology annotation, molecular function: SH3 domain binding; RNA binding; zinc ion binding. The record is from RefSeq and is a predicted model, not a curated record.
GGUCAGCAGGGGAUGUUGUUAUUAGCUUUAGCGAUGGACAAGAAAAAGCUAAAAUCACAAAGUUGGAUUUUAUAAAGUAAUGGGCGGCUGAGUUACAUCUGUGUUCAAAAUGGCCAAGAACAGAAAGUGCAUUCUCUGUGAGACUGUCUAUGUCUCCAGACAGGAAAUGGAGGAGCACAUGAGAAGUAUGCUGCACCACAGAGAGCUGGAGAAUCUCAAAGGACGGGACUGUGGCCAUGAGUGCAGGGUGUGUAAGAUUACCGUGGUGAGCCUAACGGACUACGCUAGCCACAUCUCCAGCCCCACGCACAAACAAAACGUGGAGGAUUUUGAACGCAUCCCGGCUCGCAACACUUCCAAUGAGGAAUACUUCGAUAAGACCCUGGUGCAGCUUAUCGAGAAGAGAAACGAGCAGAUAAGAAAAGAAAAGGAGUCAGCUGCUGCGAAGCUCGCUCAAGAAGAGGCUGAGCGAAAGCGGAAGGAGGAGUUCCAGCAGAGAUUAAAGGAAACAAAGGAGCGUUUUCGACUUGAGUUGCAACAGCAGUCCAACCUAUAUGGCCCCCAGCAAGGAUCAUGGUACAAGGGCAACCAAUAUGGCACCAACCCUGGACACAUGCAAAACGUUAGACCCUGGCAGCAGAGUAAAUGGGGGAAGAGCUCCACCUGGCAUGCACAAGAGCCCCCUACUUUCAAAAAGUUCAACAAAAUCCCACCCCCAUGGAUCAGUAAUGCAGGCAGCAGCAAUGGUGUUUAUGGGUGCAAUAACAUAUCCCAAAAUGUCCGACCUCGUAUGGGGCCACCUCCUCCUUUGUUCCCGUCCUUACCAAAGUUUUUCACAAAAGGGGUCAAUCAAUUUCACAGUCAAGCAACAAACCAAGGAGCUACACAGAAAUCUGAGCCUAAAGCUGCAGAAAAACAAAACACAGAAGCAGAGAAUCCUAACAAUAAAGGCAACAAGUCAUUUGGCAGUAACCCCAAAUUUGACAAAACGUGUCGCUGGUCGCCGUACCAUGUCAAUAAUAAAGGGUCGGAGUCCAUGCCAAAUCUUGUUCAAAAAACUCCCAAAUCACAAAAAGUAGACAAAGGAACUGAAAGCGUCAUAUCUAACCCUGACAAAAGAAAUUCAAGUGGGGAAAGUAGUAACAACAGCAGUAGAAGUAGUAGUCUUCAGAGAGAUGGUCAGAAUGCUACCACUACUACAACUACUCUUAGCCCAUCUACUCAGAGGGCUAAAAUAGCAGUGCAAAAAGCAGAGAGGAGACCUUCUGUAGGUGCAGGUCCAUGUGGUGGAGCUCAAGUCAGCAAGACAUCUACUCAAAAUAAUGAGAAGUUGAAGACAAAAAAUAGUCUAAGUGGUUUAUCAAAGUCAGAUCGGCAGCUAACUGAAACUGUGAAAAAUGUGAAACAGCUCGAAAAGAGAUGGUCCUUGGAUAGCUUAAGUAACAUUGGGCAAAAGACAACACAAGUACAGGGGCAAGAGCAAGUUGGCGUCAAUAAGGAAAAUACGAUGAGGCAGAAUCAGGCUAAGAUGUCCAUGCCUGCUUUGAGUAAACCCGCCAAGCUACCAGACCAGUCACUCCAGCAUCUUCAAGUCAGCACAUCUUCUCUUGAAAGCUCAGCCGGUCCCAGUGUGAAUGAGGAAGGUGACAAAACCAAGGUUAAUACUGAGACAGAACCAUCUGAAGAUACAUUGAUACAAUCUACCGUAGACACUGACGUCUUAAAACCCAGUGACUCACAAAUCCCAUUUCCAAAAUCCAAAAUCAACCUGUCCCCGCUCCUUAAGAAGGAUUUGACCAAACACAUGAUCCCAAACAAGGCCAAAAGUACUACUAACCUUGAACCCAAUUUGAACAUUGCGAGACGGGUCAGAAAUCUGACCGAGUCAAAGAAGAGCGACUGUGAUAAAGAUUCAGGACUGAAGCCCACCAUUCGACAGCUCAUCAGCCCCUCUGGGUCCAGACGAAAGGUGAACUGGGAACAGGUCUACCAUGAGGUCAGGAAGAAGCAGGACAAAGGGAAAGGCAUGCCAAGAUUUGGGAUAGAGAUGGUGCCAAUAGACCAAGAGGACCACAGUCAGGAAGAGGAAGACUUCACACUGCUGGAGGGCUUCCAUUGGGACUCACUGCUGGGUGCCCAGACUCCCCCCACCUCCCUGAAACGCUCCCUAUCCGAGAGUAGCAUUGCCCCAACGCCCAAUGCCCCUUUUUUGGACAAUUUAGUGAUCAAGGUCAGAGCCCCAGGAGCCUUCACAGGACUGACCUACUGCAGGAGAUUGAGAUGGGCCUGUGUGAUGCAGAGCACCACUGCACAGAGGAGGUUAGACCUCCUGCAGAGGUCGCAUUCUGUCGCUGAGGAGAGUUCUGGAACAGAGAUGUGUGAAGGACAGGGGACAUCGAAGAAGAGGAGAGCAAGAGAUGUGCCUCACCCAGAGACAUCUUCUUUGGAGCAUCACACUAAAAGGCGGAAAAAAUCAAAAAAAGUUGCAGAGCGUUCCCAUAUUAUGGAGCUGUUGGCGGUGUCAUUGCGCGAGGAUGAGCUCAGUCGGUCCCUUCUAAGUUUGGACACAGACCUGAUCAAGGCUCGGGCUGCUCUGGAGGCUGCCUAUGUGGAGGUGCAACGGCUAAUGAUAGCCAAGCAACAGGUGAAUACAGAGAUGGGCACCCUGAGAAACAAGCGUAUUGAGUUGCUUAAAGGGAUGCAAGCAGGCUGUACAGAGGAGGCCCCUGACUUUAUAGUGAAAGAGAAGAGACAAGAUGACUCAGACGUGCACCUCUCCUCCUCUGUCUCCUCCAUCACAGACCCCUCUCUGUGUGGGACCAACCCUCGCGCCUCUCCACCUGCUCCCUGUGUGCCCUUUACCCCUAUGGCCGUGAAAGAGGAGCCACGGUCCCCUGUCCACAUCAACUCUGAACAGGACUCUGCUGUCUACGCCCACAGCACCACACCAGAGCUGCCCUCCGCCGCAUCUGCAACAGAAGCGGCAUUAUACUCUCUCCCAUCUCCUGAAAGAAGGUCUGAGUUGUGCCAAAGGCGCCCAGACCAGGAGCGAGAUGAGUUUGGAGAUUCUGUUGACUCCAAGGAGAGUUUAGCUGAUCUGGUGCAAUCCAUUGAGAAGGGAAUCCAGGCAUCACAAGGCCACACCGAGCCCAACACUAAUGACAAAAUGCCUGCACCAAGCUGGAGGGACUCGGAAGUGGGCAGUUUUGUAGAAAGUACAGCUGCCCCAUCAUUUGAGACGCCCUCUGGGUUCAAUGUGCCCGCCUCUCCAUCUGAGAUGAGGAGUGUGAAGAAAGUGAGGAAGCUGAAGAAAAGGAAAUCACUGAAGAAAGCACAGAGUUCAGAGUUGCCCGAGAGCAGUGAUACAGAGAUGGAUACUGAAGCGUCUAGGCCCCGGUGCCCACGUUCCAGGAGGAGGAACAGCGGAGGGUCCCAAGUCAGUACCUCCAACCAGCAAACAGAGGAGAGGGAGGAGGAUGUCAAAAUGGAAGAGGAGGAGGAGCUGCAUAUUGAGAAAAAGGAUCCCAAGCCCUCAAAAAGCAGUGCUAAACAGCUCCGUGUGAUGCUCACUGCGGUUACAGUGAAGGCUGAACCAGAGAAGAAUGCACCGGGCUUCAGUGGUCCCACUCUGAACCCAGACUCCGCCAAACCAGAGGCCCAGAAUGUGGCCUGCUAUGAAGUCAGCUCCACAAGUGACAUGGACGUAUCACCUGCUCCAGAGAGUGAUGUUCAGGUGAGCUUCGCACUGCCAAAAAUGGGAAAGACUUCAUCAGAUGUUUCUUCUGAUCAUGGGGAGGAUGACGUCCCAACAGAGGGAUCAUUCGAGGGUCACCUGGAGGCAGUGAACUCAAUGCAGAUACACGACGGGCUGCUGUACACCUGCUCUGGGGACCGCACUGUCAGAGCCUUUGAUAUUGUGAGUCAUAAGUGCGUUGCGGUUUUUGAAGGCCAUAGCUCCAAAGUGAACGCUCUGCUGGUGUCUGCGGGUCCCUAUCUCCAUCGUCGCCUUUAUACUGGCUCCAGUGACCUGACCAUUCGCUGCUACAGCCUCACGACACAGAAGUUUGAGGAGCAGUUCUCUCUGGCCGACCGAGUCCUCUGCCUCCACAGCCGCUGGAAGAUCAUGUUCGCUGGGCUUGGCAAUGGCACAGUGGUCAACUUUAACCUCAAGACAAACAAGCAGAUGGAUGUGUUUGAGUGCCACGGGCCGAGGGCUGUGAGCUGUCUGGCCUCGUCGCAGGAGGGGGCACGGCGCCUCCUGUUGGUGGGGUCUUAUGACAACACCAUCAGUGUGAGGGAUGCCAAGAACGGGCUCCUGCUGCGGACACUGGAGGGACACAGCAAAACAGUGCUCUGUAUGAAGGUGGUGAAUGAUUUGGUGUUUAGCGGAUCUAGUGAUCAGUGUGUCUACGCUCACAAUAUUCAUUCGGGACAACUGGUGCGCACGUACAAGGGCCACAGUCAUGCCGUCUCUGUAGUGUGUGUUCAGGGGAAGGUGAUGCUGACAGCCUGCCUCGACAAACUGAUCCGAGUCUACGAUCUGCAGUCCCAUGAACAGCUGCAGGUUUAUGGUGGACACAAGGACAUGGUGAUGUGCAUGACCACCCACAAAAAUAUGAUCUACACAGGAUGUUAUGAUGGCAGUGUGCAGGCCAUCAAACUCAACCUGAUGCAGAACUAUCAUUGUCGGUGGCACGGCUGCUCGAUGGUCUUUGGGGUUUUGGAUCACCUAGAACACCAUCUGUGCAAUAACCACACCAGCCAGAACCUGCAGAUGCUGCGAUGCCGGUGGAAAAACUGUGAGGAAUUUUUCAGCGGUCGCAUCAGCUCCAAAAAGGCGAUGCUUUUGCACAUGCAGAAACACGCAGCAGAGGAGUCCCAAGUGGAGCCUUGAAGCAGAAGGGACUAAAGGUUUCCUGAUGCUCUUUGCCCCUUUACUCCUUUGUAAAACCUCCCAUAUUGGGACGGACCAGUGCUAAGACCCACCUCUUAUGGCUCAAGCCUGUAGAGUGGUGUAUCAUCUUUUUAUGUUCAAUGUUGGAAUCCAACCUUAUAACAAUAAAGAAAUGUGGGGUGGUGGGAAGAUCAUUUUAUACUAUUUUAAAUACACAUCGCCCUCGUUUUCUGUCUGACCAUACUAAGACUGACCAAACUAAGACAAAAUAUUUGACUUUUGUAAUUGAAGAAACUCUUGUGGAGCCGGUAACAAAAGGGUUUAUAUGCUUCCUGUUUCAACUAACCACAGUUCAAUAUGCUGCAUUUUGAUUGGUUGUCUAACUUAAUGGCAUGGGCUGGGAGAUGUUUUUACUGUUGUUGUGAUGUUUAAUAUUGAGCAACAUCUUUACCAUUAUGUUAUUUUUUUGUUCUUUUAAAUAUUUACUUGUUUUAUGGUUGUCUUAAUGCACCAGUUUUCAGUCAAAAUACAAAUUGUAGCAUUCUAUUACAUGUAUUGACAAGCAUCUCAUUAAUGUUGGAUGGGUCUGGCAAGAAGAAUUUUAACCAUUGAGUGUUAGGAACAUCUAUAGCGAUAUAUGAUGUUUAAGACCCCACUUUUGUUUUUCUAUUCACAGAAUUUAUUUUUUGCAUUUGUUUUUAAGUUUUAUUUUUCAAUGUUUUGCAAAUUUAGGAUUCAUCCAAUUUUAGUUUUUUUUUCUUUUCUUUUUGUUUUAUUUAUUUUCUUUGACUGUCUUGGUCUCAUCUGUUUUCCAUAGAAUUUUUAAAUCAUUUUGUUGUUGCUCACUGAUUUAAAGGCAUUGAGGGACAUUAGUGCAGUGUUGUGUGUUGAAGUGGCCUGAGAUUGCCACAUUGGAGAGUUUAUGCAGUUUGCUGUGAAACUGAACCAAGACCUGAAUGUGAUUUCGAGUAUAAUGACUUUAGAUCUGAGUGAGAGAGUCCUGUUUGUGUUACAAUAAUUCCCUGCUUGGAGAUAUGUAUGUUUUUGUUUUAUUUUUGAGAAUUGAGCAGAAGGCACCCGAUCGUUUAUGGAAAAGGCAUUUGGGGAGGUGAUUUUGAGAAGGAUGAAAAGCAUGAAGGAAAAGUAUUAGAGAGACACUGAUCAGGUGUAACAUUAUAACCAGUAAAUGGCAUUUAUAUGAACAUUUUAGCUGUUAGAAGAGAAUUUUUAAGAGUUCUAUAAUGUUGAGAUUAAAGUUUAUUGUCUCCAUCCGAAGGGACAAUUUCAAAUUUCUGAGCGAUUUGGAUCAGGAAGCCACCAUAGUGCCUUCUUCUUAUCUUGUAAUAAGUUCAUGGUCAGGAGUACCUAGCUGGAGGAUCACCCCACUAUGCACAUUUUAAGUUUAAAUAGUCAGUAAAACAAAACUAUUAUUCAAAAGUUGCUCUAGAUAGGAACAGUUGAACUAAAUGAACCAUUUUCUGGCCUUCCAUUGCUCUAAAAUAAUGCUUGAUGGUCAUAUUGUUGUGCCGAAUCGGUGUAUAACCCAUGCCAUACCUCACCCACUAAAAUAUAAUGCAUUUGAGCCAUUUUUCUUUUCAGUGUAACUUUUAACUGGUGCUCUUCGUUGCAUAUCUGGUUGCAUUUUUUUGGGUUGGUCCUCUUCAUUUUAUAGAGGACUUGAUUUUGCAGCAAACAUUUUCCACUUUUUACAGUUUUAAAACAAAGGAAAGCAUAUUGUUCCUGUCUAACCAGGCAUUCCCGAGUUUCUUCAACAUGUUAUUCUGUUAUUCUAAAAAAAAAAAUGUAAACUGCUUUUUUUUAAGAAACGUGCAAUCAAAGUUAUUAAAAUGUUCAAACCCAA